GCAUUUGGUGCGACGUUUGUAGUGCUGAAUUUUAUCCAGGCAACACCUGCCUGUCAAGACCCAACUGAUGCCGAACUUCGCCAAAAGCUGAGCAAUUAUUCCCCUAAUGGAAUUGGUUUCAUUGCAACGAGCAGCGCGAACGCUGCACCAGACGAUAGCUCAUGUCCACUGACUUACAGCAAUGGAGCUCCAUUAUCAAUACGGUCCACUUGCCCAUUCUAUCACUUACAAAACACCGACACACUGCGAUACCCUCCAACUAUGCUGGACGUUCAGUGUUAUGAUUGUGACCAAUGUAUCUCAGAUUUGUGUCCAAGUUAUCAACAUCCAAAAUGGAAAUGCGAACGUGUUAUGCAGAUUUUAUACGGAAGUGUGUAUCAACGGUGUAUACCAGUAUAA
This is a messenger RNA of Saccoglossus kowalevskii, 399 nucleotides long. RefSeq lists its product as uncharacterized. Lineage: Eukaryota; Metazoa; Hemichordata; Enteropneusta; Harrimaniidae. The record is from RefSeq and is a predicted model, not a curated record.